UUCUGAAUACAUUGUAACCAUUUCGUCGGAAACACGUUCUUCCGGGAUUGCUGCUGUGGUGUCUUUUUUUUUUAACGUACAGCUAAUUAUUUUACCUCUACAGAAAGAAAAAAAAAAUACGUGCAUACUAUUGAUAGUCAUAAGUCAUGAAGGUAAUUAGGUUGAUUGCCAUAAUCGCCAUUCUCCUCGCAUCCCUGCAGUGUGUAGAAGCGGCUCGGAGCCGGAAGGAUUCCAGCAGCCAGAACAGUUUUAGAAGGGCGGCGAAUGGUCUUUACCAGACCCUGAGUAGCAUCUUCGGAGAGGACAACAUCAGAGCCUUGCAUAAGUUCUUUUCGAAGACAACAGAGCGCUUCGUCUAUGGUGUGGACGCGUUCCUGGACACAAUAUGGAAGAUAUGGACCGAUCUUCUCGAUGUUCUUGGAAUUGACUCGUCCAACCUGACCUACUACUUCAGCCAGACUGCGCUGACCAGCUCCCCAGCCCGGACUCUGCUGCUGGUGGCCUCUGUGGUGGUGGCCUACUGGCUGCUCUCGCUGUUCCUGGGCGGUUUGUUCUACCUCCUGCAAGUGGCGUUCGGCCGCUUCUUCUGGCUGGUGCGGGUCGUGCUCUUCGCCCUCUCCUGCCUCUACAUCCUGCAGAAGUUCGAGGGCGACCCCGAGCGGGCCGUGCUGCCCCUCUGCUUCGUCAUGGCCGUGUACUUCAUGACGGGGCCCGUGGGCUCCUACUGGAGGAAGGGCGGCAGCUCUCUGGAGGACAAGAUCGACCACCUGGACGGCCAGAUCCGCCUGCUCAACAUCCGCCUGAGCCGCGUCAUCGAGAGCCUGGACCGCGGCAGCGAGCAGUAACCAAGCAGCCGGCGGGGGGGAGGGGUUGGACACCCGGUGGGGGAUUGAUAAAGGGAUGGAGCAGACGGGGAGGGAGCCUGAAGGGGUUGGAGGCCGGGGAGUGCUGUAUGGAGGGGUGCC
Messenger RNA from Lepisosteus oculatus (spotted gar), 965 nucleotides. It is a transcript of the gene bri3bp, whose product is annotated as bri3 binding protein. Lineage: Eukaryota; Metazoa; Chordata; Actinopteri; Semionotiformes; Lepisosteidae. Gene Ontology annotation, cellular component: mitochondrion. The record is from RefSeq and is a predicted model, not a curated record.